Messenger RNA from Rhizophagus irregularis DAOM 181602=DAOM 197198, 782 nucleotides. RefSeq lists its product as uncharacterized. NCBI's taxonomy places the organism in Eukaryota, Fungi, Glomeromycota, Glomeromycetes, Glomerales, Glomeraceae. Gene Ontology annotation, molecular function: catalytic activity. The record is from RefSeq and is a predicted model, not a curated record.
AUAUAAUUUUUUAUUAUUUCUUUUUUUUAUAAUAAUAAUAAAAAUAAUAAUCUUUUUUUAAAAAAAUGGCUUCUGGUAAUAGUAACGAUAUUAACGAUCAUACUAGUAAUGAUCAUAAUGAUACUAAUGAUCAUAAUAAAAGUAAUGAUCAUAACGAUAGUAAUAAUCAUAAUGACAGUAAUAAUCAUGACGAUAGUAAUAAUCAUAGUAAUCAUGACGAAAACCAUGAAGAAUGUUUAUUUUGUUCUAUAUCAGCAAGUCGAGAUUCUACAAGUUUACUUCAUGUUGAUGAAAUAGUCGUAGCAUUUAAUGAUAUAAAACCAUCCGCAACUCAUCAUAUUCUUGUUGUACCAAAAAAACAUAUCCCUAGUAUUAAUAAUUUAAAAAAAGAUGAUUUGGAAACAGUUAAAAAAAUGAAAGAAGUCGGAUUAAAUAUAAUCUCUUGUAGAUUAAAUAAAUCCGUUGAUGAAUUAAAUAAGGGAAAAACAUAUCAAAUGGGUUUUGUUUCACCACCAUUUAAUAGUAUAAAUCAUAUUCAUUUACAUAUACUUUCUAAACCUGUAACAACUUGGUGGCCAAAAUCUUUGGCUUUUGGUAAAUUUAUUUUUAAAGAUAUUGAUGAUGUAAUUUCUAAAAUGGAAAAAUAAAUGGUUAAGUUAAAAUAUAAUACUAUAUAUAUAUUAAAGAGAAAAAGAAAUAUUUUAAAUUAUAACUAAUAAUAUUUUUUUUUUUAUUAAUAUAUAUAGUAUAUACAACAAAAAUUGUUUAUACCCAAUUUUAAA